AUGAAUGAAAGUGAAGAUGUGGAAAUACGAAAUGCUUUAAUCAAUGAAGAAAGAGUAGUAGUGGAACGCCCUGUAUAUACGCAACUAGAGUUUGAUAAAGGAUUUACCAGCAUUCAACGCCCUGCUAAAACACCAAAAGUAUGGGCCAAGAAGAAAGUUUCAAAGUUCGAAUGUUCGGGAAAAUGUGUUGGAAAAUUUAUAACUCAAGUUUUUCCAUUUCUGUCACUAUUAAAAGGAUAUAGCAUUCGGAAUGACUUUCCUGCGGAUAUUAUUGCUGGACUGACUGUUGGUAUUAUGCAUAUCCCACAAGGUAUGGCAUAUGGACAGUUAUCCACACUUCCUCCAGUGUAUGGGCUAUAUGUUUCAUUUUUUCCAGUUUUAGUUUAUUUCUUCUUUGGUUCAUCAAAGCAUGUCUCAGUUGGAACAUUUGCUGUUGUAAGUUUAAUGGUGGGAUCUGUGGUAGAUAAAGGUCUAGCAUCUAAAGGUCUGUCAUUAGAUAGACCAGCUAGCAGCAACAAUGGUACAAGUGACAUCUUCAAUUUACUUCGGACACAGUUAGGUUUUGCCAUGGCUGUUACUUUUGCUGUUGGUGCUAUUCAGUUAUUGAUGGGAAUGGUUAGAUUAGGAUUUGUAACUGUCUAUCUGUCAGACCCAUUAAUAAGUGGUUUUACUACUGGUGCUGCUUGCCAUGUUUUUACCAGUCAAAUUAAACAUAUCUUUGGUGUAGCCGUCAACAGAUAUAAUGGUCCAUUUAAACUCAUUUAUUCAUACAGAGAUUUCUUUAAAAACAUUCCAACUACAAAUUUUGCUGCAUUGAUUGGGUCAGCAAUUUGUAUAUUAGUCUUAGUAUUAGUAAAAGAAUUAAUCAACAAUAACCCUAGAAUCAAACCAAAACUUAAAAUGCCAGUACCUAUUGAACUUAUUGUGGUUAUUAUUGGUACAUUAGUAUCCGAGUUUUCACGUUUAAAUGAGGUUUAUGAUGUUAAUAUUGUUGGUGAUGUACCAGUAGGAUUUCCAGUACCACGAGCCAACCAGUUUAUGUAUUUACCUGAUGUUAUAUCUGAUGCCAUUGCCAUAGCAAUUGUUGCCUUUGUUAUUUCUGUUUCUAUGGCCAAAAUUUUAGCCAAACGUCACGAUUAUGAUAUUGAUUCAAAUCAGGAAUUGGUAGCUUAUGGUGUUUGUAAUAUAUUUGGUUCAUUUUUUUCCUCAUUCUGUACGGCAGCCUCUUUAUCACGUUCACUGGUACAGGAAGGAGUUGGUGGAAGAACACAAGUGUGUGGAUUGAUAUCGAGUACCUUAUUAGUAGUUGUUUUAUUGGUUAUUGGACCAUAUUUUAAAUCUUUACCUAAUUGUGUAUUGGCCUCUAUUAUUAUUGUGGCUUUAAAGGGAAUGUUCAAACAGUUUUUAGAAUUAAAAAGAUUAUGGAGUAUUUCAGUCAUUGAUUUUGCUGUAUGGUUAAUGACUUUCCUGGCUACUGUAUUAUUAGAUGUUGAUUAUGGAUUAAUGGUUGGUGUAGGAUUUGCUCUUUUAACUGUAAUUGGUAGAUCACAAAGCCCAUAUACCUGUGUUUUGGGGCAGGUACCAGGUACUGACAUCUAUCGUGAUACUUCAGUCUACAGAGCUGUAAAUGAAUUAGAUUGUAUCAAAAUAUUUAGAAUAGACUCAGCUCUAUUCUUUGCUAAUUCUGAACAUUUUAAAACUCAAAUUUAUAAACAAACUGUGGACCCCAAAAUAGUGAAAAAAUUGAGAAGAAAGAAGGAAAAAUUAAUAAGAAAAAUUAACAAAGAAGAAAAAAAUGAUGACAAUGGAAACGUAAGUUGA
This is a messenger RNA of Lottia gigantea (owl limpet), 1821 nucleotides long. RefSeq lists its product as hypothetical. Gene Ontology annotation, molecular function: oxalate transmembrane transporter activity; bicarbonate transmembrane transporter activity; sulfate transmembrane transporter activity. The record is from RefSeq and is a predicted model, not a curated record. Lineage: Eukaryota; Metazoa; Mollusca; Gastropoda; Lottiidae. Bases 1 to 1821 code for a protein of 606 amino acids. The transcript is spliced from 13 exons. Gene Ontology annotation, cellular component: membrane. Gene Ontology annotation, biological process: transmembrane transport.